AUCAAAUUUGUUGACGUUUGUGCGGAAUGCUAAUGGCCGUCAGUUUAUUGUUUGAUUUGUUGGAUUAGAUGAAAAAAUGGUAAAAUGCCGCAUUGAUUUAAAACUAAAUCGCUUUAAAGAUGAUUCGGCGGCUUAGCAAGUCCUUGUAAAAGUGUUGUGUAUGUGGCUGUGUCAAUAUUAUUGUCAGACUGUACAGGCGGGAAACGACUCAAUACUAUUCGGUAAAAUUUAGGGUUUAGUCCUGCAAAAGAUGUCGAGAGAAUCUUUAAACGAAGUGUUAGAGAAGUUCGCUCAAGUGACAGCAAUUUUAGUUGAGACUUCUAAAAUUAAAGAACAGUUAGACAGAUCUGCAAGCGACGAAAAACUGCAAGUGAUUAUUGAGCAGACUGAAGUGCAAGUCAACAGUUUAGUGAAACACGCAACUUCCGUUAAGGAAUUGUUUGACAAAAAUAUGAAAACGUCUGAGAAACUCCUGGUAAAUGGAGUUGACAUAAACAAAAACUCUGAAACGAACGGUAAUGAUUCAAGCCAGCCUUCGAACGGUGAAAAUUCGCCGCAAAUAAAGCCCCUCAUUAAAUUAGUCGAUAUUAACAAAUUAGUGGAGCCUAGACCUCAGAUUAAGACAGAUCCUAGGGAAAAACUUGAAAAAACUGUGAGAUUUGAUGACACUGUUGUGCUGAUAACUAGCUCCGAUGAAGACAAACAGAAAGACUCACCUCUCAUUGAAAGUGUUGGGAAGAGGAAAGCUGCAGCUAGAACUAUCAAAAAGACAAGACAGUCGUUGCAAGUUGGAACAAGCUCAAGUUCAGAGUCCAGUGAUGACACGGACUUCAUUGUCUUAAAACCCACGAAAAGUAAAACUGCAUCCGUGAAUAGAAUCAGAAAGAAGAAAACUGAAUUUAUGAACAAGACCGUGCCUGAUACUGAUACCGACAGUUCUGAUGAUGACGAUUUAGAAACAAUUAAAAGCAGAAAUAGCAAAAAUAAAAAGAAGUCGAAGAAAGUUGAAGAACAGAAGUCAAGUGAUGAAGAAAGUGACGAGCCUUUUGUGGACUGGAAAAACGACCCCAAAUUUAACUUAAAGUGCUACGUCAAGCUCAUUAGAAUUCCCUGUGAAAAACUCAAAGAACAUUAUUUAGGAAACUUGGAACUGUUGGAAAUUAAAAGAUUGACAGACUUGAACUCGUUAAAUAAAAAAAGAAGAAGAUCAAGUUCAGAUAAUUCAGCUUGUAGUGAAAAUCAAAAUAGUAAAAAAAGAAAAAGGAAAAACACUAAAAGCAAAGAGAAUCCCGAAAAAGACAGCUCUGAGUCUACUGCUUCUGACCUUGAUGAAGAGAUAAAUCCUAGUCCUGUAUCUGAAGUUGAGAAGAACCAGGAUUUGGCUGUUGGAAAUUCGGAAGAAAUGGCUGAAGACGCUCUUAAUUUGCUUAAUUCGGAUAAAGACGAUAGUGAUGAUAAAGAGGAGGCUCCAGAAGAGAAUUCUGAAAAUUCCGACAAGGAGAAGAAUGGCAAAGAGACUGCAGAAAAGAACUUAGAAAAUGAGGAAAGUGUUGAACGUCCUGAAAAUGUCCCAGAUAAGGAUCCUUUAGAAAUUGCAAAUAAUAGUGAAAACGUAGAUAAACCAGAUGAGGCAUCCGAGAAAGAUCCCACAAUUGAAACAAACGAAAAUGAGCAAGAUAAUACGGAAAAAAACGAUAAUGGUAGCGAAAAAACUAACGACGACCAGUCAGAAAAAGAAGCCAACGAUAAAUCCGACGAGGGCUCAAAAUCGGAUGAAAACAAAGUUGAAGAAAAAUCGAAAAAGCGUUGGCGCAAGGAUAAACUCCUUACUUCCAAGCUAUCAAGCAGUGACUCCGAAGAAGAGUUUGCGAAAUUUUGCAGAAAAAAAGAAAAAAUGAAUGAGGAAGUUGCCAGCGAUGACGAGCCAAAGCUCCCCAAGGACAAAAAAAAGAGGAUAAUGAAAAAGCGCCUGAAGAAAGCGAUUUUGUCAGACUCUGACUCUGAUAAAAAAGACAGCGGUGACGACUUUCAGCAGAAAUCUAGCAGUUCGUCCUCAGACUCGGACGAAGAGGACGACAAUAAGAAAGAGGAGAAGCCAAAACCGGCACGAAAACGAGUAAAACGCGUAAGAGACAGUAGCGAUGAUGACGAUGAAGAAAAAUCAACACGAAAACAAAUCCGAAACAUUUGGGGGCGAGACUCCCUCGCUGAAAGCACGAAACAGGCCGAAGCUGAAGAAAGGGAACGAAAGGCCCGAAUUGCCGAAAAACAGAAGAAGUACAACCAAAUCUACGAAUUCAGUUCGCAACUGAACGCGAAAGUUGAUAAAGUCGUUCUUGACUUUGACGAAGAGAACCAGAAAGAAUUGCUAAAAGUCGACGAUAGUUUAGUCUCGAAAUUGAAGCCGCACCAAGCCAGUGGCGUCCAGUUCAUGUGGGACGCAUGCUUCGAGUCCUUGGAACGGGCGAAAAGCACCAAAGGCUCGGGUUGCAUCCUGGCACAUUGUAUGGGUCUCGGAAAAACGUUACAGGUCAUAACCUUGAGUCACACUUUACUAAUCAACAGCGAGAAAACAAACGUGAAAAAAGUGCUAGUCGUGAGCCCCCUGAACACGGUCCUGAAUUGGGUCAGCGAGUUCAAGCAGUGGCUACCUGAUUGUGAGGAGUAUGACGUCUACGAAUUGGUCUCUUUCAAGCAAAAUUACGAACGGCAGUAUCAAGUAAAAACCUGGCACGAUCACGGCGGUGUUUUAAUCAUUGGUUACGACAUGUUUCGUAAUUUAAGUAAUCCGGAUAAUAAACGGUUGAGCAAAAAAAUGCGGGCCGCCUUUCAGGAAGCCUUGGUUGAUCCAGGCCCGGAUUUGGUGAUUUGUGACGAAGGCCACUUGCUCAAAAACGAGAAGACUAACACAAGUAUUGCAAUGAAUCGGUUGAAAACGUUGCGAAGGAUUGUCUUGACCGGGACGCCGCUGCAGAAUAAUUUGAAAGAGUAUUUCUGCAUGGUGCAGUUCGUGAAACCGAAUUUGUUGGGGACGUAUAAAGAAUAUUUGAAUCGGUUUGUUAACCCCAUCACUAAUGGGCAAUACACGGAUUCAACCCCGCACGAUAUUCAAAUUAUGCGUAAAAGGUCGCACGUUUUGCACAAGAUGUUGGAUGGUGUCGUCCAAAGACGAGACUACUCAGUGUUGGAGCCGUACUUGCCACCGAAACACGAAUAUGUACUAUUUUUGAGUCUCACUGAGACACAGAUCAAGUUAUACCAACAUUACAUGGACCGUUUUGCGCGAAGUGGGGACGGUUCGAACCGUACGUCGUUCUUGUUUGUCGAUUUUCAGGCCUUGCAAAGGAUUUGCACCCAUCCGAGGGUGCUCCUUGACAAGAGUAUUGAAAUGAAGUUGGCCAAGGAAAAACGGGAUGAUGAAUCGGAAGAGUCGGAAGGUUCGUUGAAAGAUUUUAUCAAUGAUGACGACGAAGAGGAAGAGUCUACGGGAUCGUCAAAUUCGAGUUCGGACGAAGGAGGUGAGAAAAAGAGUGCAGCGCCGAGGAAACGCGUUACGAGAGCUGCCGCCGCGUUAGCAAAAGAGAAUGGGGAGCCGGAAGAAAUUAUCACUCUUGAAGACACCGUGGAAAAAGAGUGGUGGCAGGAAUAUUGCGACGGUGAUGAACUGAACAAUAUUGCGCACAGUUCGAAGCUGUUUCUGUUAUUUGAGAUUCUCAAAGAGUGUGAACAAAUAGGGGACAAAGUACUGGUAUUUUCGCAGUCGCUUUAUUCCCUCAACAUAAUCGAGUAUUUCCUUGGACGGAUUCACGACGCCACGCAGGCUGGCGAAACGGACUCCGUAGGGGCCUAUAGUGGGUCUUGGUGUGUCGGAUUGGAUUAUUUUAGGUUAGACGGCUCAUCAUCGUGUGACAGUCGUAGCAUGUGGUGUAGAACUUUCAACAACCCCACAAACACCCGAGCUAGAUUAUUUUUAAUUUCUACCAAAGCCGGCGGUUUAGGUAUUAAUUUGGUCGCCGCCAACCGUGUUAUUAUUUUCGAUGUCUCAUGGAACCCCUCACACGAUAUUCAGAGCAUAUACAGGGUGUAUCGGUUUGGGCAAACGAAACCGUGCUACAUUUAUCGUUUCGUGACUUUGGGCACAAUGGAAAUGAAAAUUUACGAGAGACAGGUUACGAAACAAGCGAUUUCCAAACGUGUUAUCGAUGAACAACAAAUUGACCGACACUACAAUCAGAAUGAUCUCGCAGAAUUAUACAAAUUUGACCCAAAACCGGGUGACAGACCAAUCCCGCUUGUACCAAAAGAUGUACUCCUAGGAGAACUCCUACAGAAGUUUGAUCGGAUUUACAAAUACCACGAACAUCAAACGCUACUUGAAAAUAAGGAAGAGGAGGGUCUUAAUGAGGAAGAGCGUAAAGCAGCGUGGGAGGAGUUCGAAAAUGAGAAGAAACAAAGACACAAUUAUUUGGCAGGUCUUUCAGACAUUGAUGCCUUUUUCGGUAACACUUAUUUGCGCGCCGCUAAUGUCCAACUGGCUUUGGCCAAUUUGUUAAGAAAAGAGAAUCCGGCUUGGACCGAAAUGCAAAUAAAAGAAAUGUUGCCUAUUUUACAAGCCCAGAUGCAGGAACAAGUCACGCGGGGCGACCUGACUUUGUACAAACAAGUCCAGCAUGAAGUACAAAUGAUCCAAGCCAUCCAAAACCAGAGACUCAAAGAACAGUUCUACCAACAGCAAGCCUUAAGGAUGCUACAACAACAAAAAAUGCCUCAGCAACUGGCAGCAGCUAUGAACUAUCACAACGCGGCUACUUGGUUGGAGCAGUACAUGAAUCAGAUGCCUGGCACGAGUCGCCAACCCCCACAGGCGGUUAACCCGAACGACGUUAUAGAUUUAAAUGAUUAGUUUUAAGAUUUCGUCAUAUGUUGUGGUAGAUAUCUCAUAGUCCAAAAUUUUGUACAUAGUUUUGUUUUGUUAUUUAUCUAUUUAAAAGAAUAAAAAUUAAUUUGUACACUA
Tribolium castaneum (red flour beetle) is the source of this 5014-nucleotide messenger RNA. RefSeq names its product transcriptional regulator ATRX homolog. The record is from RefSeq and is a predicted model, not a curated record. Gene Ontology annotation, cellular component: nucleus. Lineage: Eukaryota; Metazoa; Arthropoda; Insecta; Coleoptera; Tenebrionidae. Bases 251 to 4903 code for a protein of 1550 amino acids. Gene Ontology annotation, molecular function: ATP hydrolysis activity; ATP-dependent chromatin remodeler activity; ATP binding. The transcript is spliced from 21 exons.